AACCUUCUCCAUUAAUCCGGUACCUUUUUUUGAUGGGGAGGGGAAAAAAAAAAAAGCUAAAUUAUCUCUUAUAUAACACUAGUGUAUUUAUUUUACUGUAAAAACUACCACAAGACUUCCACCAUAUUUUUUCCUUGGUAUUUUAAAUUCAACUACCAUUCAACACUUUUUAUCCCACCAUUGUAAAUACGAUCAGCAAGGUAGGAUGCGACUUUUCCGCGAGAACAUGGCAAAAAUACCAUAUGCAGCACCAGCUCACUCAGAUGGAGUUGAGUGGUUUAUAAGGUGCGUACAAAGGAUGAUUUUAGCUCGCCAAAUGCUCUACGAGGGCAUACGAAUAUGCGGAGAUGAGGAUAAAGUCGCAAGUACAAUUGUAGAAAAAUUAAGGAGAGGAGCUUGGCAGUUGACUGGAAGAGAGUGGCAAGAAAAAGAAAGUAAUGCUUACAAUGAUGAAACUAGCGUUAUUUUGAGGGAGGAACAGGAAGGAAAUUGGGUGAUGGUGAAACAGUGCCGAGGACGAGGCGAUGGCGUUGAAUAUUCUUUGUGCCCUGGAAGUGGGGGAGAACAAGUAGCAAGACACGAAACCGAAGAAACAACCGAGCAGACAACUACUUUUCAUAACUUCUCAUCCGCUGCGGAUGCCGCCGUAUUGAAAGAUCACCGUGCACCCAGCGGGAACAACAUUUCAAAAACCCACAUAAUGAAACCAUUCUUCGAGUCUUUGCUUUACGCUUCGGCAUGCCUUCAGUACGCGAUAGAUCAGUACACGUACACAUUAUAUGGCAUUAAUGCCAAAUUUCAAAUGGCACUCGAAGAAGAGCUAAAGCUCGAACUUUUUGAAGCAAUUUUGAAUAAAUAUCCUCGAUUGAACGGAACUGCAGGCAAUGAAGAUGGAGAAGAGAAAAAAGGGAAAGUACCAGAAUGGGGAGAAAGGUUAUUUGAGGAGGUCGAAGUUUCAAUAGAAGAAGGACAAAACUUAUUACGACAAAAAAGAACAAUUUUAUUACGAGGAUAUAAAAAUAUGAAAUGAGGGAUAGAAAUUUGAAGGGGGUUUUUGUUCUUUUUUUUUUGUUUGGCAGUUCCUAAAAAUAGUAAGACUUAUCUUAAAGUAUUGAAUGUAUUGAAUUCUUUUUUCCCGCAAUUUUCUUGAUUUUUUAUCAUUCAGAAUAUUAAUUCUAUUAAUAUUCCUUUUUUUUUUUUCUUUACCUUGCUCGUUAAGGUAUUCCGAAGUUUGGCGUUAAUCAUUAUCGUUGUUUUUUUU
Rhizophagus irregularis DAOM 181602=DAOM 197198 is the source of this 1261-nucleotide messenger RNA. Lineage: Eukaryota; Fungi; Glomeromycota; Glomeromycetes; Glomerales; Glomeraceae. The record is from RefSeq and is a predicted model, not a curated record.